AUGGAUGCGCUCCGCCUACGGCCGUCCCUCCUCUCCACCGCGCGUCCCGGCGCCGCCCGCCCGCGAGAUCAUUUUCUACCACCAUGUUGUUCCAUCCAACAAAAUGGUGAAGGGCGAAUUUGCUUUUCUAGCCAAAGGACCCAAGGUCCUGCCUUGUAUCACCAUCAGAAAUUCUUCGAUUGGAAAUCCUCCUAUUGUAGGAUAUCACGUCGGUCAUUAAAUACUUCUGUUAAUGCUUCGGGGCAACAGCUGCAGUCUGAACCUGAAGCACAUGAUUCUACAACCAUCUGGAGGGCAAUAUCAUCUUCUCUAGAUGCAUUUUACAGAUUUUCCCGGCCACAUACUGUCAUAGGAACAGCAUUAAGCAUAGUCUCAGUUUCCCUUCUAGCUGUCCAGAACUUGUCUGAUAUAUCACCUUUGUUCCUCACUGGUUUGCUGGAGGCAGUGGUAGCUGCCCUUUUCAUGAAUAUCUAUAUUGUUGGACUGAACCAGUUAUUCGACAUUGAGAUAGACAAGGUUAACAAGCCAACUCUUCCAUUGGCAUCUGGGGAAUACACCCCUGCAACUGGGGUUGCAAUAGUUUCGGUCUUUGCUGCUAUGAGCUUUGGCCUUGGAUGGGCUGUUGGAUCACAACCUCUGUUUUGGGCUCUUUUCAUAAGCUUUGUCCUUGGAACUGCAUAUUCAAUCAAUCUGCCAUACCUUAGAUGGAAGAGAUUUGCUGUUGUUGCAGCACUCUGCAUAUUAGCAGUUCGUGCAGUGAUUGUUCAGCUGGCUUUUUUCCUCCACAUUCAGACUUUUGUUUUCAGAAGACCGGCGGUGUUUUCUAGGCCAUUAAUAUUUGCAACUGGAUUUAUGACGUUCUUCUCAGUUGUAAUAGCACUAUUUAAGGAUAUACCUGAUAUCGAAGGGGACCGCAUAUUCGGGAUUCGAUCUUUCAGUGUCCGGUUAGGUCAAAAGAAGGUCUUCUGGAUAUGUGUUGGCCUGCUCGAGAUGGCUUACAGCAUUGCAAUACUGAUGGGAGCUACUUCUUCGUCUUUGUGGAGCAAAACAGCAACUAUUGCUGGCCAUUCCAUACUUGCUGCGAUCUUAUGGAGCUGCGCGCGAUCGGUGGACCUGACGAGCAAGGCGGCAAUAACAUCCUUCUACAUGUUCAUCUGGAAGCUGUUCUACGCGGAGUACCUGCUCAUCCCUCUGGUGCGGUGA
Miscanthus lutarioriparius is the source of this 1203-nucleotide messenger RNA. Lineage: Eukaryota; Viridiplantae; Streptophyta; Magnoliopsida; Poales; Poaceae. The record is from the annotation of a GenBank genome assembly.